GGUCACACAAUGUAAGAAGUGCCCAGGCAACUAUUUGAAGUCUCCAACCCUAAUACCUGUGGUAACUAUGGGAUUUUACCCUGCUGUUUGACCCGGGGAAGGAAUCUUUGAACCCGCUUGUGUGUAGCGAUUUUAUUUCUGAAUUAUCUACUGUCAAUAUCGGGAAAGAGAGAGUACGGAGAAAGAAACAUGGGCUGUGCCAAAUCAAAAGAUUCUGCGGACUUGCAAGGAAAAAGCUUAAAUGAUCAUGUGCAUAAAGCUCAAACAGCUCUUUAUGUGAAAGACCCUACAUCCAAUUCUCCUAACAGAAAUAACUCUCCAUCUAAGUAUGAUUCUCCUUCAGAAGGAUCAGAUGAUGUGCUAGUAGUUGCUCUUUAUGACUAUGAAGGCAUCCAUGAAGGGGACUUGAGUUUUAAGAAAGGAGAAAAAGUGAGAGUGAUCUCGCAACAAGAUGAGUGGUGGCUGGGAAUAUCUUUAGUAACUGAUCAGAAAGGUUAUAUUCCAAGCAACUAUUUUGCCAGAGUUAACACACUUGAAACUGAAGAGUGGUUCUUCAAAGGUGUCAGUAGAAAGGAUGCAGAGAGGCAACUUCUGGCGUCAGGAAAUAAGUGUGGUUCAUUUAUGAUAAGAGAUAGUGAAACAACCAAAGGUAGUUACUCCCUCUCUGUUCGAGAUUUUGAUCCUUCAGUGGGUGACACAGUAAAACAUUACAAGAUACGUACUCUGGACAAUGGUGGCUUCUACAUCUCUCCUCGAAUAACAUUCACCACUUUGACUGAACUAGUUAACCAUUAUAAGAAACAAGGAGAUGGAUUGUGUCAGAAGCUAACAAAGCCUUGCAUUAGUGAAAAACCUCAAAAACCAUGGGAGAAAGAUGCCUGGGAAAUACCAAGAGAGUCACUCAGACUAGACAAAAAACUUGGAGCAGGACAGUUUGGAGAAGUAUGGUUGGCUACAUUCAAAAAUCACACUAAAGUGGCAGUGAAAACCAUGAAGCCAGGUACUAUGUCAGUGGAAGCCUUCCUCAUGGAAGCUAACCUCAUGAAGGCUCUUCAGCACGACAAGUUGGUGCGGCUCAAUGCUGUGGUUACGAAAGAGGAGCCCAUAUACAUCAUCACGGAGUAUAUGGCCAAAGGAAGCUUAUUAGAUUUCUUGAAGAGUGAUGAAGGGAACAGAUUACAGUUACCCAAACUGAUUGAUUUUUCAGCUCAAAUUGCAGAAGGAAUGGCCUAUAUUGAAUCCAAGAACUAUAUACACAGAGAUUUGAGGGCUGCCAAUAUCUUAGUGUCUCACAUGUUGGUUUGCAAGAUCGCUGACUUUGGCCUAGCCAGAAUAAUUGAAGAUAAUGAAUAUACAGCCAGAGAAGGUGCCAAGUUUCCCAUCAAAUGGACAGCACCAGAAGCCAUUAACUUUGGAUCGUUUACAAUCAAGUCCGAUGUGUGGUCCUUUGGAAUCGUUCUCAUGGAAACUAUCACAUAUGGCCGAACUCCAUAUCCAGGAAUGUCAAACCCAGAUGUGAUCCGCUCACUAGAACAUGGCUAUCGAAUGCCACGUCCAGAUGUAUGCCCUGUAGAGCUGUAUGAGAUUAUGAUGAAAUGCUGGAAGAACAAAGCAGAAGAACGUCCCACUUUUGAGUAUUUGCAGAGCGUUCUUGAAGACUUCUUUACAGCAACAGAGAGCCAAUACCAGCAGCAGCCAUAAUGAAGUGCCGAUAUGAACACAAUUGGACAAUGCAAAAAAAAAGUAACUCAAAACAUCCGUUUUUAGUUUUGACUCAUUAAGAUCUGCACUUGCAUUUUUGCACCACAUCCAAAGAAUGAAUCAUUUUUAACAUUAUUAACUGUAGUCAAUGUGUUUUCAAUGUUAAAUAUUUUCAAUGACAUUUUUUAAUGUGUAGUAACAAAUAUUCUAAAAAAUCUUUUAAAAAUCGUCAGUUCUUGGAAGGCUGAACAAAAGGUUUAUUUUUGCUGAAAUACUGUUUAAAAUAAUAUUGGUACUGUAUAUUCAUUGUCAUCACAAUUUAUUUUUUAUUGUGCACUAUUUUUAUACUGAAGGCAGUACUCCCAUGUCAGAUUCUUGGCUAUAGCCCCUUAUGCAACUAUAUCAAUUAGAUGUUUCAUAAAUAGAAAAAUAAUUGAAUUAUUUCAGAACCACAUAAGGAUCUCGUAACAUAGAGUGUUUCUUUAACAUACAUAGUUGUUGUAGUCAUCUACACAGUGAUUAUAGGAAAUAACUUAAUCUAUUUGUAAAAAGCUUGAAUCAUAUAUUCCCAAAAUCUGUAGAGUAUAGAGAGUUGCUUAAAAAAUAACAGAAGAAUUUGAUGAUCACAAAUAUUUUCAAAAAGACCAUAAAGACAUUAGGAGAAGAAUUAGGCUAUUCGUCACAUCGAGUCUGCUUGGCCAUACAAUCACGGCUGAUUUAUUUUCCCUCUCAACCCCAUUCUCCUGCCUUCUCCUCAUAACCGUAAAUAUCCUUACAAAUCAAGAACCUAUCAAUCUCCACUUUGAAUAUACCCAAUGUUUUAAAUAUUCCCUAACUACCUAUACUUAUAUCUAUCAGCAGAUCAACUAACCUGUGGAAGGACAAGAAGAGUUAACAAUAAAGAUCAAAGAAUGUGCAUCUGAUCAUCCGAAUGUUUUCAGCAUUCUCCUUUUUUUUUGUUUUAGAUUUUCAGCAUCUGCAGUAUUUUUGAUUUUGGUCCAUAUUACCAUUCUGUUCAUCAGCUUUGUGAGGCUUACAGAAAAGAAUGAUUAGCUUUAGACCAAACAAUAAUAAGACAGAGUAGAAUUAGGCCAUUUGGCCCAUUGAGUCUGUUCCAUUAUUUUAUCAUGGCUAAUUUAUUUUCCCUCUCAACCCAAUUCUCCUGCCUUCUCCCUGCAACCUGUAAUACCCUUACUAAUCAAGAGCCUAUCAACCUCUACUUUAAAUAUACCCAUUGACUUGGCUUCCACAGAUUCACACCCUCUGGCUAAAAAGAAAUUCCUCCUUAUUUCUGUUCUAAAAGGUCAUCCUUCCAUUCUGAGGCUGUGCCGUCUGGUCUCAGACUCUUACAUUAUUGGCACCAUCUUCUCCAAGCCCACUCUAUCCAGGCCUUUCAGUAUUCAGUAGGUUUCAAUGAGAUUUCCCCUCAUUCUUGUAAACUCCAGUGAAUACAGGCCCAGAGCCAUCAAACACUCCUUGUAUGUGAAUUCUUACAUUCUUGUAAACCUUCUCUGGACACUCUCCAUUGGCAGCAUAUCAUUUUAUUUUUUAUACAUGGUCAAAACUGUUAAUAUACACCAAAUGUGGUCUCCCCAAUGCCUUAUAAAGCCUCAACAUUACAUCCUUGCUUUUAUAUUCUAGUCCUGUUGAAUGAUCGUUAACAUCACAUUUGCCUUCCUUACAACUGACUUAACCUGCAAGUUAACCUUUCGGAAAUCCUGCACCGGGACUUCCAAAUCCUUUUGCCCCUCCAAUUUCUGAAUUCUCUCCUCAUUUAGAAAAUAGUCUAAGGCUUUAUUCCUUCUACCAAAGUACGUGAUCAUAUGCUUCCCUAUACUGUAUUCCAUUUGUCAACUCUCUGCCCAUUCUCCAAUCCGUUUAGGUCCUUCUGACUUCUGCUUUCUCAACACUAUCUAUGGCUUUACCUGCCUUGCUCACAAAGCCAUAUAUUCUGUCAUCUGUCAUUCUGUAAUAUAUAACAUAAAUAUUUGCAGACCCAAACUGACCAUUGCAGAACACCACUCGUCACCAGGAGCCAAUCAGAAAAGGCCCCCUUGAUUUCCACUCUUUGCCUUCUGCCACUCAGCCAAUCUUCUAUCCAUGUUCGUAUCUAUUCUGUAAUACCAUGGGAUCUUACCUUGUUAAGCAGCCUCAAGUAUGACACCUCAUCAGAGGCUUUCUGAAAAUCUAAGUUAACAAUAUCUACUUAUUCUUCUUUGUCUAUCCAGCUUGUUACUUCCUCAAGAAUUCCAACAGAUUUUUCAGGCAAGAUUUUCCCUUAAGGAAAGCAUGCUGAAUUUGUAUCAUAUUAUCAUGCGGCACCAAGUGCAUCCUUAAUAAUAGACUCCAACUAUCUUGCCAACCAAUAAAUUUAGGCUAAAUGGCCUAUAAUUUCCUGUCUUUUGCCUCUCUCCUUUCUUAAAUAGUGCAGUGACACUUGAAAAUUUCCAGUCUUCCAGAGCUCUUCCAGAAGUGAUUCUUGAAAGAUCUUUAAUAAUGCCUCUACAAUCUCUUCAUCUAAAUCUUUCAGAACCUUGGGGUGUAGUCCAUCUGGUCCACGUGACCUAUUUAUCUUACUGACACAAAAUACACAUUCACUCAUCCAUCAUUUCUUUGUUCCCCAUUAGUACCUCUCCGGCAUCAUUUUCUAGCAGUUGAUAUCCAGUCUUGCCUCUCUUCUACUAUUUAUAUAUCUGAAAAAACUUUUCAGAUUCUCUUGAACAUUAUUGGAUAGCUUAUCUUGAUAUUCAUUUUUUUCUCCUUCCUUUUUUAGUUGUCCUGCUGGUAUUUAAAAGCUUCACAAUCCUCUAGCUUCCCACUAAUUUUUGCUAUAUUGUAUGCUAUUUUUGCUGUCUUUGACUUGCCUCAUCAGACAUGAUUGCCUUGUGCUCCCUUUAGAAUGCUUCAUUUUCCUUGGGAUGAAAUGUUCAUGCGUCUUCUGAAUUAUUCCCUGAAACUCCAGCCAUGGCUACUCUACCAUCAUUCCUGCUACUGUCCCUUUCCAAUCAACCUUGGCCAGCUCAUCUCUUAUGCCUCUGUAGUUACCUUUGCUCAACUGUGAUACUGACAUAUUCAAUUUUAGCUUCUCCCUCUCAAACUACAGGGUGAAUUUUACCAUAUUAUGAUCAUAAUAUGGAUUCCUAAGGAUUCCUUUGCCUUAAGGUCCUUAAUCAACUCUGGUACAUUAUACAACACCCAAUCCAGAGUUGCCUUCUCCCAAAUGGGCUAGACCACAGGCUGCUCGAAAAAGCCAUCUCAUAGGCAUUCUACAAAUUCCUUCACUUGCGGUCCAAUACCAACCUGAUUUUCCCAAUCACCCUGCAUAUUGAAAUCCCCUGAUACCAUUGUAACCUUACCCUUUUUACAUGCCUUUUCUAUCUCCCAUUUUAAUUUAUACAUCACAUCCUGGCUACUAUUUGGAGGCCUGUAAUAACUCCCAGCAGGGUCUUUUUACCCUUGCAGUUUCUUAACUCUACCGACAAGAAUUCUACAUCUUCUGAUCAUAUGUCACUUCUUUCCCGAGAAUAUUUCAUUUUAUACCAACAGAGCCAUGCCACCCCCUCUAACUACCUGCCUGUCUUUUCAAUGUGAUAUUUAUCCUUGGAUAUUUUGCUUCCAGCUGUGAUCUUCCUUCAACCACUAAUCUGUGAAAUCCACAGUCAGACUUAACAAUUUCUAGCUGUGGUACAAGCUUAUCAUCUUUAUUUUGUGUUCUGUGUGCAUUUGUUUUUGACAUUUUCAUUCCAGUAAUCACCUCCCUUCUUCUCAAUUUUGUUUCUAUGAUACCUAAAGAUAAAAUCUUAGCCUUUUCUAAAAUCUCUCUUAUUCUUUAUUCUAGAGUCUUUAGUAGCCUCUCCUGCACUGUCUUUCCCUUUUACUUUAUCCAUACUUCUCCGAGCUAUUGAACCCAUCCCCUACUAAUUAGCUUAAAGCCCAAUCUACAGCUCAAGUUACGUGAUUCACCAGGACCCUGGUUUCAGAAUGGUUCAAAUGGAGCCUGUCCCAUCAGAACAACUCCCUUCUUGAGGGAGCUAUUCCAAUGGGACUGGCUCCACCUGAAUCCCCAAUAAGGUUAUGACAACUAAUGGAAUAUCUGCCAAUUCCUCUUGCGUGAAGUUAACAAUGUUAAGAAGGUAAGCUCAGGUAAAUUCAGAAUACUGAGCACUGAACUGUUCAGCAACCAAUUUCUGAAAAAUUGAUGCUCUUAGCCCAAAGCUAAGGGGGCUCCAGGUCCAAACUAAAUGCAAAAUGUGCAGUUUAAAGUGUGAAUUACUGGAAAAACAUUAAUUUUUCAGCAACGGGAACUGUACCACGAACAAGUGAGCUGCAGGAUUUUCUCACAAACAAGAGAAAAUCUGAAGUUGCUGGAAAUCUGAGCAACACACACAAAAUGCUGGAGGAACACAGCAAGCCAGGCAGCAUCUAUGCAGAAAAGUACCCUCCUGCUGAAAGGUUUCGGCCUGAAAUGUCGACUGUACUUUUUUCCCAUAGAUGCUGCCUGGCCUGCUGAGUUCCUUGAGCAUUUUGUGUGUGUUGCAGGAUAGUCCAGCAGGAUUGCCUUUGAAGCAGAAGGACUGUUCCGGAAAUUGGGCAGCUUGACACAGAAAGAGAUUGCUACUGAAGCCAAACCAGUGAAGUAAUUCCAAUCUAUAAUGUUUUUUUUUAAAGAGCUUGAGUUUUAUUGGCCUCUUUUAUUGUUAGAAUAUAUUUGUUUUUAAGUUUUUUUUAAUCAGGUGUGUAUGUUUUGGGAAUAAUUUAUAGCAAUGAAUGUACUAGGUGUCAUCUGAGUGCAUCGUAGCUUUGUUUAAUAUGGAUUAGAGUAUGCACAUGCUUUAAGGUUUAUAAACUGCAUUCAUUUUUCACAUGGCUUGAAAGCAUGAAAUUAUAAUUCCAAAAAUACAUAAUGUAUAUUUCAAUGAAGGCUUGAAGUGUGAAAUAAAGUGCCUUAAUCUCAAUAUUACUUGUUCUGAAAUUUAACAAAUCAAAA
Molecule: messenger RNA, 6688 nt
Organism: Mobula hypostoma (lesser devil ray)
Lineage: Eukaryota; Metazoa; Chordata; Chondrichthyes; Myliobatiformes; Myliobatidae
Product: tyrosine-protein kinase HCK-like
Exons: 13
Coding region: 190-1701 (503 amino acids)
Biological process (GO): protein phosphorylation; innate immune response; cell surface receptor protein tyrosine kinase signaling pathway
Cellular component (GO): extrinsic component of cytoplasmic side of plasma membrane
Molecular function (GO): signaling receptor binding; ATP binding; non-membrane spanning protein tyrosine kinase activity
Source: RefSeq, a predicted model, not a curated record